Molecule: messenger RNA, 1831 nt
Organism: [Candida] anglica
Lineage: Eukaryota; Fungi; Ascomycota; Pichiomycetes; Serinales; Debaryomycetaceae
Source: the annotation of a GenBank genome assembly
CAAUAAACCCUCACACUACACCAUCCAUUCUCCACCGUUGUUCAUCGCUGGAAAGUAAUAUUGCGAACCCUUGUUGCAUUGCAUAUUUCCCGAUUCACCCACUCUCACUGUACUUGGAGAGGAGAAAUUUAGAAUCCUUAAAUAUUUGCAACACCCCCCCUCGUUGGACGGCACUAAAGUACACACUUCUUACCAGCACUCCCACACAACCAUGCCACUCCCUGACUGGAUCAUAACACUCUCGGGAUGGUCUUCCCUCAUAGCAUCACUCAUUAUAUUCAGUUCGAUAUUUCUCCAUUUACUAAACUAUCGGAAACCAUUUGAUCAGCGAUUAAUGAUAAGAAUUCAACUCAUUGUCCCGCUCUUUGCCGCGUCGUGCUUUGCCAUGCUAGUGGACCCGGGCUCGGUAUUCAACCGCUUUGUGUUAGAGCCUACGAGAGAGAUCUAUGAAGCAUUUGUCAUCUACACGUUUUUCUCCCUCCUCACUCAAAUGCUUGGUGGAGAACGUAAUAUUAUCAUUAGAACUAGUGGUCGUGAACCAGUGCCGCAUCCUGGGUUAGUUGGAUACAUUUUCCCGGACUUGGAUAUCCUGGACCCACAUACAUUCAUGAAUGUGAAACGAGGUAUCUUGCAAUAUGUAUGGUUGAAACCAAUCAUAUGUUUCUCGAUUCUCUUCACAGAAGUGGCGGGUGUUUACAACGUCAAUGAUACAAGCAUCACUUCGGUUUAUCUCUGGCUUACCAUCAUAUACAAUGCUAGUGUUCUGUUGUCGCUCUAUUGUUUGGCAAUUUUCUGGAAAAUCUUAUGGACUGAUCUCAAACCUUUUGAACCAGUGGGUAAGUUUCUUUGUGUUAAAUUGAUUAUUUUUGCCAGUUAUUGGCAGGGGAUCCUUCUUGCCAUCUUCAACAUGUGUGGUUGGUUACCUCAAGGUAAUGAAGAUGGCUCAAACACAAAUAUAGGUACCUCUAUUCAAAACGCUCUACUUUGUGUGGAACUCAUUUUCUUUGCCAUUGGUCAUUGGUAUUCAUUCCUGUAUGUCCCAUUCACAAUCUCUCACAUUCCUAAUGGUAGACUCCAAUUCUGGUAUGCUCUUAAAGAUGUCUUGGGGGUAAAAGACUUGGUUCAUGAUUUCCAACUUACCUUUUAUGGUGAUUAUUACAAGGAUUAUAAACAAUUUGAUUCAGUGGAAGCCUUGAUUGCCCAUCCAGACUCACGCGGGCGUAUGAGUAGAAUCAAUCAAGGCUUGAGAUAUCAUAGUGAUGGAACACAAAAGCACUGGUUGGGUGGUAGUACCCUUGAUCGUAAUGUGAAAGUAUUGAGUAGUGAGAAUCUUUCAACCAGUGAAUCUCAAGCAUUCCAAUUUGGUGAAGAUACUUCGUCAAACAUGCCUCCUAAUGAUGUACGGGUUGCUGCCGCUACUGCUGCUGCUGCUUCAGGGGGCCACACUUCUGGAGACUCGACAUCUCAUCGUUCAAUCCAAUCAACCCUUGGUCUUGACUCCUUUGCUAAGGAACAACUUGAUGAAGAUGAACAAUACUAUGUUGCUGCAACUCUGGUGAUAAACAAUUAUAAUUUGGAUCAACGUGAAGUGAAACGUUUGCUCAACUAUCCAAUUGUCGACGAAGUCGUUGAUGGUCAUCUAUUUGGACACAAGGUCAAGAAACUUCGUGCUGAACGAUUGAGACAGCAACAAACCAGUGGAACCGGCGACUAUGGAAGUAUGGCUUAAUAUACAUAUAUAUUUAUAGAUCCACUACAUUGUUGAAAUAAAAACGGUCUACGUGUUAAUAAAUAUUUCCUAUAUACAUGGGUAUGUGUUUUUUUUCUUGUG